AUGAAGGAGUACAAGGAGGAAGGGGAAGCACACACAAAGGAGCAGGUCUCGCAGUUGCUGUCUUCGUCAGAGUACAAAGCUUGGCACCAAACAUGCACAACGUGUGGCGCUUGCUGGUUUCAGCAGCACUGGUCUCCGGGCUGUGAAGAGUGCGGCGGCUUUGCCAUGCUGCGACCGUGUCCCAUCUGCGAAGGCCGAUGCGGCGCCAUAUGGAAGAGGAGCGUGGCCAUGUCAAAAUCAAACAAGAGCGCGUUCUGGGACGGCGAAUGUGGGCUGUCUCCAGAACAGCAGCAGCUGCUCCUGCUGCGCAUGGAAGAGGGCGAUGUCAGCGAUGUUGUCGACAUGAUGGAGGAUGUCUCCACCGCUAGGCCGUGA
This is a messenger RNA of Salpingoeca rosetta, 375 nucleotides long. RefSeq lists its product as uncharacterized. The record is from RefSeq and is a predicted model, not a curated record. Bases 1 to 375 code for a protein of 124 amino acids. Lineage: Eukaryota; Choanoflagellata; Craspedida; Salpingoecidae. The transcript is spliced from 3 exons.